Penicillium robsamsonii is the source of this 1002-nucleotide messenger RNA. RefSeq names its product Short-chain dehydrogenase/reductase SDR. Bases 1 to 1002 code for a protein of 333 amino acids. NCBI's taxonomy places the organism in Eukaryota, Fungi, Ascomycota, Eurotiomycetes, Eurotiales, Aspergillaceae. The transcript is spliced from 2 exons. The record is from RefSeq and is a predicted model, not a curated record.
AUGUCUGUCCUUUCGACUCUAGAGGGUGUCUUGUCAACGGUGUUAUCCAAUAUCUUCAUCCAACUCCCUUACCCCGAAGGCGAUCUCAGCGGACAUACAAUCAUCGUAUCCGGUUCAAACCAAGGUCUAGGUUUCGAGGCCAGCCGCCACCUGUUGCGCCUAGGCGUGGAGAAGUUGAUCAUGGCAGUACGCGAUCCGAAGAAGGGUGAAGCUGCAAGACAAGAACUAUUGCAAUCCACCAGCCGCGAUGAAAGCUCAGUCGAGGUGUGGCUGCUGGAUAUGGAUAGCUAUGUCUCAGUCAAAAGCUUUGCCAGCCGUGCUGCAGCUCUACCUCGUCUUGAUGCUCUGUUGGCAAAUGCCGGGCUGCUAUCAAAUACAUUCAGUUUAUCGGAGGAGGACGAGAGAACUAUCACCGUCAACGUGGUGAGCACGUUCUUGCUUAUUGCCUUACUGAUCCCAAAACUGCGAGAGUCAGCUUCCAACUUCAAUAUCACCCCUUGCAUCACAAUCCCAAACUCGGCUUUGCAUUAUAUUGCUUCUCUUGAGCAGCUGGAUCCUCAAAAUGAGGGCGGUAUCUUCAAAUCGCUCAACAACAAAGAAGCUACCAAUAUGGCAGGUCGAUACCCAUUGUCAAAGCUGCUGGUAUUGUUCGGUGUGCGUGCAUUUGUGAAUCGACUUGCACAGAGCAAAGCGCCGCUAGUUCUCAUCAACACGCCAAACCCCAGCUUCUGCAAGUCUAAACUGGCGCGGGAAACGGACAGUGUCGGUUUUCGCGUUGGCGAAAGGCUGCUGGCUCGCAGUACGGAGGAGGGUAGUCGUGCUUUGGUACACGCGAUCAUGGCCGACGAGAAAAGCAAUGGGCAGUAUCUGACAAACUGUCGAGUUCACAGUCCAUCUUGUAUCGUGACCAAUGGAAAGGGAAUUAUGAUUGAAGAAGCCUUUUUCAAGGAGUUGGUCACCAAGUUGGAGAAGAUUUCGCCAGGCGUGACCUCUUGUUUUUGA